Messenger RNA from Lampris incognitus (smalleye Pacific opah), 996 nucleotides. RefSeq names its product trace amine-associated receptor 13c-like. Gene Ontology annotation, molecular function: trace-amine receptor activity. The transcript has 2 exons. The coding region runs from base 1 to 996 and encodes 331 amino acids. Gene Ontology annotation, cellular component: membrane. The record is from RefSeq and is a predicted model, not a curated record. Gene Ontology annotation, biological process: G protein-coupled receptor signaling pathway. Lineage: Eukaryota; Metazoa; Chordata; Actinopteri; Lampriformes; Lampridae.
AUGGAGACUCUGGAAGGAGGCGAGCUCUGCUUUCCACAACUCCUCAAUUCCUCCUGCAGGAAGCCAAUGCGUCCUCGCUCCGAGGCCGUGCUCCUCCACAUUCUGCUGUCCUCCAUCUCUCUGCUGACAGUGGCUCUCAACCUCCUUGUCAUCAUCUCCAUCUCCCACUUCAGGCAGCUCCACACACCCACCAACCUCCUCCUCCUUUCCCUGGCUGUGUCUGACCUUGCAGUGGGAGUCGUGAAGAUACCAGGUGAGGGAUCUCGCUUCAUAGGGGCCUGCUGGUUCCUGGGUGACCCGAUGUGCGCUUUGUAUCAUUUUAUUGGCUUUGUUAUUGUUGCUGCCUCAGUGGGAAACAUGGUGCUGAUAUCGAUCGACCGCUACGUGGCUAUUUGUGAUCCUCUGCAUUACCCCACCAAAAUCACUUUGAGAAAAAUCCAAAUCUCUGUGUGUCUAUGCUGGCUGUGCUCUGUUUUCUGUAAUGGUUUAAUACUAAGAGAUCACCUUAAACAACCAGACAAGUAUAAAUCCUGUGAUGGAGAAUGUGUACUGGUCGUUGACUACAUCGAGGGAGCUGUUGACCUUGUUUUGAACUUUGUUGGUCCCAUAACUGUCAUCAUAGUUCUGUAUAUGAGAGUGUUUGUGGUGGCUGUGUCUCAGGCACGUGCCAUGAGGUUCCACAUUGUAUCUGUUCCAUCCCAGGGUACAGUGACUGUAACUGCUAAGAAAUCUGAGAUGAAAGCAGCCAGGACUCUUGGUGUUGUCAUAGUUGUGUUUCUGAUGUGUUUCUUCCCCUUUUACUUUGCAUUGUUUUUAGCCCGGGACACUUUGAUCAAUGUGUCCUCUUGGAGCAUUUUGUCUUGCCUAUUGUUUUUCAACUCUUGUCUGAACCCUGUCAUCUAUGCCUUUCUCUACCCUUGGUUCAGAAAAGCUGUUAAAAUCAUAGGGACACUUCAAAUACUGCAGCCUGGCUCCUGUGCUGCCAACGUGCUGUAG